CGGGGCUGCGGAGGGGCCUGGGCAGCCAGAGCGGCGCGGACCCCGGCUCUCGGCUCCCGGCGCCAUGUGAGGGGGCUCGGGGGCCGCGGGGAGCCGGGCGCUCCCCGGGGGAGGUGGGGAAAUUGAGAUCUGCAAAGAAGCUGCGUCCUGCGAGGAUGGGGGGUCCAUUGGGGAGUGAGGAGCAGAGCUGGGCUUGUAUGGUCGCCUGAGCGCCGCCUCACGGUGGGGCUGUGAUCAUUGCCAUUGGACAGAUGAGUCUGAGCCCUUAACCCCAAGAUCUUACUUAUUAAUGAACAAAGUCAAAACCAAGGGGAAAAAAAAGAUGAGAAUGAAGUCAUUCAGCGGUCCUCCUGCACCCAUCUCCGGGGCUCUGGAGGCGCAGCAGAGAAUGUGUGACCCCACACCCCUGCCCCCUGGGCCACCUGCAGGACGCUGGCCCCUGGCCCUCAGCAGACGCCAGAGAGAGAUGAGUAGCAACAAAGAGCAGCGGUCAGCAGUGUUCGUGAUCCUCUUUGCCCUCAUCACCAUCCUCAUCCUCUACAGCUCCAACAGUGCCAAUGAGGUCUUUCAUUAUGGCUCCCUGCGGGGCCGUACCCGCCGGCCCGUCAACCUCAAGAAGUGGAGCAUCACUGAUGGCUAUAUCCCCAUUCUCGGCAACAAGACUCUGCCCUCCCGGUGCCACCAGUGUGUGAUUGUCACCAGCUCCAGCCACCUGCUGGGCACCAAGCUGGGCCCUGAGAUCGAGCGGGCCGAGUGCACCAUUCGUAUGAACGACGCACCCACCACGGGCUACUCAGCCGAUGUGGGCAACAAGACCACCUUCCGCGUGGUGGCCCAUUCCAGUGUAUUCCGUGUGCUGCGCAGGCCCCAGGAGUUCGUCAACCGGACCCCUGAAACCGUGUUCAUCUUCUGGGGUCCCCCAAACAAGAUGCAGAAGCCCCAGGGCACCCUGGUGCGUGUCAUCCAGCGGGCAGGCCUGGUGUUCCCCAACAUGGAGGCCUAUGCCGUCUCCCUCGACCGCAUGCGCCAGUUUGAUGACCUCUUCCGGAGUGAGACAGGCAAGGACAGGGAAAAGUCCCACUCGUGGUUGAGCACAGGCUGGUUCACCAUGGUGAUUGCGGUGGAGCUGUGUGACCACGUGCACGUCUACGGCAUGGUUCCCCCCGACUACUGCAGCCAGCGGCCCCGCCUGCAGCGCAUGCCCUACCACUACUAUGAGCCCAAGGGGCCGGACGAGUGUGUCACCUACAUCCAGAAUGAGCACAGCCGCAAGGGCAACCACCACCGCUUCAUCACAGAGAAGAGAGUCUUCUCAUCCUGGGCCCAGCUGUAUGGAAUCACUUUCUCCCACCCCUCCUGGACCUAGGCCACCCUGCCUGGGGGACUCUCGCAAGGGAUGCAAGAGAAGUGCGUCUUCGCCCAGCCGCUCGACCAAAGGCCAUCUCCUGGCCAAUCAAGGCUGGUCGGGGUGUCUUCUGGCCAGUCAGGCCUUGAAGAGGGUGUAUCCUCCAGCCAUUCAGGGCCUG
This is a messenger RNA of Hippopotamus amphibius kiboko, 1526 nucleotides long. RefSeq names its product ST6 N-acetylgalactosaminide alpha-2,6-sialyltransferase 6 (gene ST6GALNAC6). Bases 290 to 1366 code for a protein of 358 amino acids. Gene Ontology annotation, biological process: ganglioside biosynthetic process; oligosaccharide metabolic process. The record is from RefSeq and is a predicted model, not a curated record. Gene Ontology annotation, molecular function: alpha-N-acetylgalactosaminide alpha-2,6-sialyltransferase activity. NCBI's taxonomy places the organism in Eukaryota, Metazoa, Chordata, Mammalia, Artiodactyla, Hippopotamidae. The transcript is spliced from 7 exons.